AUGAUUCAAAAAACCGUUAGAACCAACGACCUCAUUCUCCUCUGCCAAAAAUGCAAAACCCUAAACCAACUCAAGCAAAUCCACGCCCACAUCCUCACUUCGACCCGACCCGAGAACCCGUACGAUAUCGCGCCGCUCCUCUCCGCCGCCGCGAAACACGCUUCCGGGUUCUCCUACGCUCGCUCCAUCUUCCACCACCGCCGCCGCCACCGCAACACUUUCAUGUACAACACCAUGAUCAGACGCCACGCGCCGCCGGCCGCGAUCGAGUGCUAUCUGGACAUGUUGGAUUAUGGCCUCGUCGCUAACAAGUUCACAUUCCCGCCGUUGAUUAAGGCUUGCUCGAUGUUAAGUUCUGGGCUGACUGGACGGUUGGUUCAUGCCCAUGUUGCUAAGUUCGGGUUUUCCGACGACCCGUUUGUCGUUAGCGGGCUGAUCGAGUUUUACUUGGUUGUUCGUGACAUUGAAUCUGCGAAAUCGGUGUUUGAUAGAAGCUGCGACAGAGAUGUGGUGGUGUGGACGGCGAUGGUUGAUGGGUAUGGGAAGAUUGGGGAAGUUGAGAAUGCACGGAAGGUGUUCGACGAAAUGCCUGAGAGGAAUGGCGUGUCGUGGAGCGCGAUGAUGGCUGCGUAUUCGCGAGCGAGUGAGUUUGGAGAGGUGAUUAGUUUGUUUGGGCAAAUGCAAGAAGCGGGGACGAGGCCGAAUGAGUCUGUGCUUGUUAGUGUUCUCACUGCGGCUGCUCAUUUGGGUGCGGUGGAGCAAGGGCUGUGGGUGCACUCGUAUGCUAAGAGGCACAGGCUUGAGUCGAAUGUGAUAUUGGCCACUGCAUUGGUUGAUAUGUACUCCAAAUGUGGGUAUGCCGAAGCAGCUACGAAGGUUUUCGAGGGCAUGGUGGAUAAGGAUGCCAAAGCGUGGAAUGCUAUGAUUGCCGGGGUUGCAAUGAAUGGUGAUGCAAGGAAGUCGAUGGAGCUGUUUGAAAAAAUGGUUGGAGAUAAGAUUCAGCCGACAGAGACCACAUUCGUUGCCCUUCUCUCGGCCUGUAGGCAUGCGAAAAUGGUAGACAAGGGACUUGAAUUGUUUGAUCAAAUGAGUGCCCUUUAUGGGGUUAAACCCAGGCCUCAACACUAUGCUUGUGUUGUUGACCUUUUGGCCAGAUCAGGCAUGUUAGAGGAAGCUGAGAAGUUUAUAGAAGAGAAGAUGGGAGGACUAGGAAGAGGAGAUGUCAACGUGUGGGGGGCAUUACUAAGUGCUUGUAGAGUUCAUGGGAAUCUUGAAGUGGGGAACAGAAUUUGGAAAAAGCUCGCUGAUAUGGGAGUAGCAGAUUGUGGUAUUCAUGUUCUUUCACAUAAUUUGUACAAGGAAGCUGGCUUAGAAUUCGAGGCAAAGAAAGUCCGAGAUAUGAUAUCAGAGGGUGGACUGAAAAAGAAACCUGGUUCCAGUGUGAUAGAGGUAAAUUGAGUGGCUUAAGAAAUGCUUGUCGGUGAUCUUUGUCCUCCACAAGCACAAGAAAUGCUU
Molecule: messenger RNA, 1515 nt
Organism: Argentina anserina (silverweed cinquefoil)
Lineage: Eukaryota; Viridiplantae; Streptophyta; Magnoliopsida; Rosales; Rosaceae
Product: pentatricopeptide repeat-containing protein At5g06540-like
Exons: 1
Coding region: 1-1458 (485 amino acids)
Molecular function (GO): protein binding
Source: RefSeq, a predicted model, not a curated record